UUUGGGCACAUCUGGUCAGCCGGCACCGUAGCAUGAACGGCUCGCAGGCGGGCGCUGCGGCCCCCGCCGCCUGGCUGAGCUGCUGCAACCAGUCGGGGGUGCAGCCAGAGCCCCCCGAGGGGUCGCGCGCUGUGCAGGCGGCGGUACUGGGCGUGCUGUCGCUGCUCGUCCUCUGCGGGGUCCUGUUCCUCGGCGGUGGCCUCCUCCUGCGCGCCCAGGGCCUGACAGCGCUGCUGGCCCGCGAGCGGCGCGCAUCGCGCGAGGCCGAAUCCGGCGGCGCCAGCAGUGGUGACGAGGACUCCUAGGCGCCUGGCUGUGCUCGAGGGUUGCGAAGUCCAAGAGACCCUGGGACUCGGCGUCUGCCUGCGAGGGAGCUGCCCGGUGCCCGUGCGGCUGGGAACACGCCGGCGGGUGCUGCAGAGAGAAGGCUGCGGCCCUUUGCCGAGGCCCAGGGGCGCACAGAUUCCUGAGCCUUGCGUGGUCUGUCCUCCAGGGAGCACUCCCUCCAGCCUUCUCCAGCCUGGAACUCUGCUACGUUUGAUUCACGUGCGGUACAGAUGACUGACUCGGAGAAACCUGGUUUGUGGUGAGACCUCCAUUGGAGAUCCUUGCCCUCGGCUGCUGCCUCCGCUCUGCUCCACCCAACCUUCUGAAGGACUCUUGGGUGUGGGGCUCUGAGGUCAAUGCUUCAGGAAUGAAAACCCCUUGGUGACUGCUGAGGACCCUGGGCACUGAAGUGGCCACAUACCCUGUGGGUCAGUGUUACCUGUUUGGAGUUUUGGCGUGGUCCAGCAAUGCCGCAUCACUUCCUGUGGCUUAUUAUUAAAUAUGCUGGAGAAGCCGAUUUGGGGUAUGCCCUCUGUUUCCAGCUCCUGACUCUUGGCGUUAGUGGUAACCCCUUAUCUCCAGUUUGAACUGUUUCUGGCAGAUACUGAAAUAGCAGCCCCAGCCGGAGCCCCUUUCCCCAGGUCUCUCCGCUGUGGUGGCUAUUUCCUUUCCACUCUCAGAUCUAAAUCUAAGGGUGGUAGGAGGUGAGGCAAACGGUGACUCUCUGCUGCCUCCAUGUGGCCAGUGGAAGCAAGAACCCCAUUUCAUUCAACCCCAUAAACGGGUCUGGCGUUCAGCCCUAGCAGGUGCCUCAAAAUAAGAGUGGGUUUUGUGAGUGAAUUCUAGGUUGUAAACCUUCUUGAA
Messenger RNA from Rhinolophus ferrumequinum (greater horseshoe bat), 1191 nucleotides. It is a transcript of the gene SMIM41, whose product is annotated as small integral membrane protein 41. The record is from RefSeq and is a predicted model, not a curated record. NCBI's taxonomy places the organism in Eukaryota, Metazoa, Chordata, Mammalia, Chiroptera, Rhinolophidae. Bases 33 to 305 code for a protein of 90 amino acids. The transcript is spliced from 2 exons.